AACCACUGGCAAACAGUAGAAACCACAGCUCGCCGUCUCUCAUCUUUCAGGUCCCGGCUGAUUCAUUUCUCAUUCUCUUCCGUGUUCUGUUGCUGACUGCUUAUCGUCGUCGUAAUAUUUUAAAAAAUACGUACGAAGAAGUAAGUAGAUCAAGCGGAACUGCUCAAGAAGGAAUAGAAAUGGACGCGAGAAAGAAACGGAUCGUACUCGGGAUUUUGGAGUUCUUGGGGGAGGAGUAUAAUCUCGCAUCGACAAGUACGGAUGCAAAGGAGAGUUUGGAAGUCGCCUUGCAAUGCUUGGAGACAGCAUUUAGCAUUGGAAGUCAGGAUCGGCAGCAAUCUCCAGGUCACAAGACACUGCGACAGUUGUAUGACGAGGCGGAUGGGGCUCGCGGUGGUGGCGAUACGCCGGCGAAUGACACCAUGUAUUUGGGUAUCGACAUUGGGCCAGAGUACCCUCUUCCAGCAGAGGCCACGGAAGAGCAGAAGGCUCAAGCUGAAGAGUUCAAGACUCGUGGAAAUGAUGCCAUGAAGAACAGUAAUUACAGCGAUGCCAUGGGGAAUUACAACAGGGCUGUUGAGCUGGAUGGGCGAAACUCUGUCUAUUUUUGCAACCGUGCUGCUGCUGCAAUGAAAUUAGAACAAUUUGACCAAUCUUUAAGGGAUUGCCAAAUUGCGAUUCGUCUCCAGCCAAAGUAUGCUCGUGCGUAUGGAAGAAUGGGUGUGACUUACUCAAGUCGAAAUAUGCAUAUCGAGGCUAUCAUGUGCUAUAAGAAGGCUUUAGCUUUGGAACCCAACAACGAGAGUUAUAUGACUAAUUUGCGUUAUUCUCAAUCCAUGAUCGCACAACAAGCAACACAGACUGAGGCUGCGGCAGCUGAACCUAACAAUCCUAUGGGCGGAUUAGAGAGCAUGAUGAGGAAUCCGAACCUUGUGAAUAUGGCUUCUCAAAUGCUUCGAGAUCCGGCUAUGAACAAUAUGAUUCAAAAUUUGAUGGGAGGUCUGAUGAAUCCAAACUCAGCCGCAGCCCCACAACAGCAGCAACAACAACCAACUGAGGCUGCUGCUCCACCACAAAUGCCUGGAUUACAGGAUUUGAUGAUGAUGGGACAGCAGAUUGCUAAUACAAUUCGUGCCAAUAACCCACAACUUGCUGACGAGUUGAACUUAAAUAUUGGAAAUCCACCCAAUUCUCGCAAUCCAGAUAACCACGAUAACGCUCCAGAGUCAUGAAUAUAUUAACAGUUCUCUAUACCUAAGUGCAUACAUAAUGAAUAUGUUCGUAUAAAUAUAAAUAUAAUGUCCAAACUUAAAAUUGUCUAAGUCUAAUAUUCAAUGAGAUUGAACCGUUUUUGCUAAGUUUAUCUCAACAGCAUGGAUCAGAUCAGUCAUGACUCGUCAAUCAGCCUAAUUUGAUAAGAAAACCUUUAUUAUCCGAAUGUCUCUUACGAUAUUACGAUUAAAAAUGUCAUCUCAUUA
Folsomia candida is the source of this 1478-nucleotide messenger RNA. Its product is annotated as small glutamine-rich tetratricopeptide repeat-containing protein alpha. Gene Ontology annotation, biological process: post-translational protein targeting to endoplasmic reticulum membrane. The record is from RefSeq and is a predicted model, not a curated record. Bases 180 to 1232 code for a protein of 350 amino acids. Gene Ontology annotation, cellular component: TRC complex; membrane. Gene Ontology annotation, molecular function: protein binding; molecular adaptor activity. The transcript has 6 exons. NCBI's taxonomy places the organism in Eukaryota, Metazoa, Arthropoda, Collembola, Entomobryomorpha, Isotomidae.